Molecule: messenger RNA, 3273 nt
Organism: Lotus japonicus
Lineage: Eukaryota; Viridiplantae; Streptophyta; Magnoliopsida; Fabales; Fabaceae
Product: putative disease resistance protein At1g50180
Exons: 3
Coding region: 158-2944 (928 amino acids)
Biological process (GO): defense response to other organism
Molecular function (GO): ADP binding; protein binding
Source: RefSeq, a predicted model, not a curated record
CAUAGUACUUGCAACCCAACUAAGCAAUGCUAUAAUAAAGGUUUGAGAAUCGUUGACCAAAAUAAAGAUUUGAGAACUGUGUUGAAAAUUUUUCUUGUAAGAGGGGUUGUGAAAGCGCCAAGGAAGAGGGAAGCAGAGAAUUGCCGCAGUAACAGACAUGGCAGAGGUUGCGGUGUCAACGGUGGUGACCAAACUGUCGCAACUGCUACUGGAGCAAGCAACCGCAGCAGUUUCACCGUUGGCCGGAGUGAGAUCGCAAGUGGAGAGUCUGAAGAACGAACUGGGGUGGAUGCAGUGCUUUCUGCGGGACGCAGAGGCCAAACAAGAAGGCAACGAGCGCGUUCGCAUGUGGGUUUCCGAAAUCAGAGAACUCGCUUUCGAAACCGAGCAAGUCAUCGAAACCUUCAUGUACAGAGCCACAAUGCAAACCAACACGAACAGAGUGUUGAAACCCUUGCAUCUCUACAAGGUUGGACGAAGAAUCGACAAGAUCCUUAGCAAAAUCAAGGAGAUUUCCGACAGGCGCGAGAAUUACGGCGUUGUAAUGAGCGGUGACAGCCGCGGAGGCGGAAGCGGAGGCGGAAGCGGAAGCGGAAUCAGUAGUAGUGAAAGGUUGAGGCAUUGGAGGCAACCUUCACCUUACUCUGAAGAAGAGUGUGUGAUUGAGCUUGAAGAUGAUUUUGAUUUGGUUCUUAACCAGUUGAUUGCAUUGGAGUCAACGCGGCAUGUGGUUUCUAUAGUUGGGAUGGGUGGUUUGGGGAAGACUACAUUGGCCAAGAGGCUUUACAAUCAUACCGGAAUCGCGAACCAUUUCGAGUGUAAAGCGUGGGUGUAUGUUUCGAAAGAGUACAGGAGAAGGGAUGUUCUGCAAGGGAUUUUAAGGGAUGUGGAUGCUCUUGGCGGUAGGGAUGAAGUACUGGAUAGGUUGCCGGAGGAGGAGUUGGUGAACAAGUUGCGCAAUGUGUUGGCGGAGAAAAGGUAUUUGGUGGUGCUUGAUGACAUUUGGGGGAUGGAGGUUUGGGAUGGUCUUAAAUCUGCUUUUCCUAGAAGGAAGGUGGGGAGUAGGAUAAUGCUCACAACUAGGAACUGGGAGGUUGCUUUACAUGCUGAUGCUAGAAGUGAUCCUCAUCAGUUGAGGGCAUUGACAAGGGAUGAGGGUUUCAUGUUGUUGUGCAACAAAGCAUUCCAUGGUGGAGCAAAUAGCAUCCCACUAGAGCUGGAGAAUCUUGCAAGGGAAAUUGUGGUCAAAUGUGGGGGUCUGCCUCUGGCUGUGGUGGUGGUUGGUGGUUUAUUGUCUAGGAAACUCAAGUCAAGUGGGGAAUGGGGAGGGGUGCUGCAAAACAUCAGCAGGCACUUACCAGAUGAAGAGGAGAAGAUAAGAAGAAUUUUGGCCUUGAGCUAUAGUGAUCUGCCUCCUCCCUUGAAAUCAUGCUUUCUCUAUUUGGCUCUUUUCCCUGUGGGGAUGAACAUUCAUACAAAAAAAUUGAUCAGGCUCUGGGUUGCGGAAGGUCUUUUACCACAAGAAGGUGGAGAAACUGCAGAAGGGGUUGCUCAGAAAUACUUGAACGAGUUGAUUGGCAGGUGCAUGAUUCAAGUAGGAACAGUGACCUCACUGGGAAGAGUUAAAACAAUUCGCAUCCAUGAUCUUCUUCGAGAGCUUUCUGUCUCUAAAGGAAAAGAGGAAUAUUUUCUCAAGAUAUUUCUAGGUGACAUGGCAGGCUCAGGCUCAGGCUCAGGCUCAUCAACAUCUCAGCUAACUAGAUCCCGACGACAUUCCAUACAUUCCUGCCAUGACCGGUAUGACUUCUUAAAACACAUUGCUGAUCAUUCACGUUCCCUGCUGUUCUUUAAUAGAGAAUAUAAUGCAGAUGUAGUGAGCAAAAUCUGGCUUCCCUUGAAUUUUCGGCAAGAAAAGAAAUUGGAUUUAAUCUUUGGGAAAUUUAAACUGCUCAGGGUGUUAGAAUUAGAUGGUGUUCGGGUAGUUAGCCUGCCAAGCACAAUAGGGGACCUGAUUCAACUAAGGUAUCUAGGAUUGAGGAAGACUAAUCUAGAAGAAGAACUUCCACCUUCCAUUGGAAACUUGCAAAACCUGCAGACACUUGAUUUGAGGUAUUGUUGUUUUCUUAAGAAAAUACCGAAUGUAAUCUGGAAGAUGGUGAGCUUGAGACAUUUGCUCCUUUAUACUCCAUUUGAUUCUCCAGAUAGUGGGCAUCUACGUUUGGAUACAUUAACCAAUCUACAAAGCCUGCCAUACAUCGAGGCUGGAAACUGGAUUGAAGAUGGUGGUUUAGCAAAUAUGAGCAGUCUUAGAAAGCUAGGGAUAUAUGGAUUAUCAGGAAAUAUGGUGAAUUCUGUUCUUUCUACUGCACAGAGAUUGUGCGACCUUCGUUCACUUUCACUGUCCCUUCAAUCUGAAGAGGAUGAAUUUCCAAUCUUUAUGCAGCUGUCUCAGUGCACUCAUCUUCAGAAGCUCUCUUUGAAUGGGAAGAUCAAGAAGCUACCAGAUCCACGUGACUUCCCACGAAACCUUUUAAAACUAACUCUACACAAUUCCCACCUGCAAAAGGAGUCUAUUGCCAAACUUGAGAGAUUGCCAAAUCUUAAAAUGCUCACUUUGGGUGAAGGGGCAUACAAUUGGCCGGAAUUGAGCUUCAAUGCCGAAGGGUUUUCACAACUGCGUGUUUUGCGGCUUGUUCUUUUGAAAGAACUGGAGGAGUGGACAGUGCAGGAAAAGGCAAUGCGAAGUCUCGAAUACAUGGUUAUUGAUCGCUGUGAGAGGCUUAAAAAGAUUCCAGAAGGACUCAAGGAUAUCACUUCUCUGAAGAAGCUAAAAAUUACAGGAAUGCCGGUAGAUUUUGAACAUAGAAUUCGAACUACAGAUUUGCCUAAGUUCAGAAAUACUCUAGCAAUUGAAUCCACAACAGACAUAUUGGCAAUUGAUUAACUGACGGCUUAAUGUUGAUGAGUGACACAAACUUUCAUAUAAGGAAUGGAAGCAUUUUCAAGUUCUUGGCACUCCAUUGUUGACGUAACAUCUUCAGUUAUUGACUUAUUGUUGACACUUGACAUGUACAUAUAAGAUACUGCUUUGGUGAAGUCAAGCACUGAUCAGUCCUUCCAUUUUUUCUAUGCACGAAACAGAGUUUCGCGUUUGCAAGCAGCUCAGAAAGCAAUAAACUCAAUUGGGUUGGGUUUUGACAUAACACAAGACAUCAACUUUGAUAGUUGCAAGUGGGAAUCGCGUUUGAUCUUCGUCAAUGAAGAACAGUGUCA